Peromyscus leucopus (white-footed mouse) is the source of this 1031-nucleotide messenger RNA. Its product is annotated as olfactory receptor 4N4-like. The transcript has a single exon. Gene Ontology annotation, cellular component: membrane. Gene Ontology annotation, molecular function: olfactory receptor activity; G protein-coupled receptor activity. Gene Ontology annotation, biological process: G protein-coupled receptor signaling pathway. The record is from RefSeq and is a predicted model, not a curated record. Lineage: Eukaryota; Metazoa; Chordata; Mammalia; Rodentia; Cricetidae. Bases 12 to 941 code for a protein of 309 amino acids.
UGUAGGGACUGAUGAUGGAGACAGAAAAUAGGACAGUUGUCACAGAAUUCAUCCUCAUAGGACUGACUCAGUCAUAUGACAUUCAACUCUUGAUCUUUGUUCUGAGCUUAAUUUUCUACAUCAUCAUCUUACCUGGAAAUAUCCUCAUCAUCCUGACCAUCAGGUCAGACCCUGGACUCAAUGCCCCACUUUAUUUCUUCCUGGGAAAUUUGGCCUUCCUGGAUGCCUCCUAUUCUUUCAUUGUGACUCCCAGGAUGUUGGUGGACAUCUUCUCUGAGAAGAAGAUAAUCUCCUAUAGAGCCUGCAUCACUCAGCUAUUUUUCUUGCAUUUCCUUGGAGGAGGGGAAGGGUUACUUCUGGUCGUGAUGGCCUUUGACCGCUACAUUGCCAUCUGCAGGCCUUUACACUAUUCCACUGUCAUGAGCCCUAGAGCCUGCUAUGGGAUGUUGUUGGCUCUGUGGUUUGGAGGCUUUGUUCACUCCAUUGUUCAGGUUGUCCUCAUCCUUCGCUUGCCCUUCUGUGGGCCAAACCAUCUGGAUAACUUCUUCUGUGAUGUCCCACAGGUCAUCAAGCUAGCCUGUACAGAUACUUUUGCUAUUGAGAUUCUAAUGGUCUUCAAUAGUGGCCUGCUUACUCUCUUGUGCUUUCUUGGGCUUCUGAUUUCCUAUGCAGUUAUUUUAUGCCACGUUCACAAGUCAGCUUCUGAAGGAAAGAACAAAGCUAUAUCCACGUGUACCACUCAUGUUAUAAUCAUAUUUCUUAUGUUUGGACCUGCAAUUUUCAUCUAUACACGUCCAUUCACAACCUUAUCAGCUGACAAAGUAGUUUCUUUCUUUCACACAGUAAUAUUCCCUUUGAUGAAUCCUGUGAUUUAUACCCUUCGAAACCAGGAAGUAAAAACUUCCAUGAAAAAGUUAAUCAUUCGGCAUGUAGUUUGUUAAUUGGUUUCUGAAUGAGUGUCAAGGUGAUAAUUUUGCACGUCAUUUAUUGUUAUAAAACAAAUGCUACUUUUCUGAGUAUCUUUCUUUUUU